AUGUACGUUGAUCUAAAAAGUCAUGAUUUUAAAAAAAUAAGAAUCAGAGAUACUUCCUUAAUAGGAGGAAAUUUUGCAAAAUGUAAUUUAAGCUUAUCUGAAUUUAAUAAUGUGAAUAUAAAUGGAAUUAAUAUUAAUAGAGCAAUAAUGAUUGGCUGCAUCUGGAGAGAUCUGAAGAUUAAUGAGUUGCAUACAUUAGAUGGUCAUUCAGAUAAUGUAAGUACAAUUUGUUACUCUCCUGACAGUACUACGUUAGCAUUUGGUAGUGAAGAUAACUCUAUCCGUUUAUGGGAUGUUAAAACAGGAGAAGAAAAAGCCAAAUUAGAUGGUCAUGAAUUUGGUAUUAAUUGAUGGUACUAUAUUAGCAUCUCGUAGAUGA
Molecule: messenger RNA, 379 nt
Organism: Paramecium octaurelia
Lineage: Eukaryota; Ciliophora; Oligohymenophorea; Peniculida; Parameciidae
Source: the annotation of a GenBank genome assembly